AUGAUCCGCGCCGAGGUCAACGUGCGGGACUUCCAACGAUGGAUGGGCAUUCGCCGACUGCAGGACCCCGACCACGCCAUGCACUGCCUCCUGGUGGAAUCCUUCGGGAGCGACCUGGCACCCAAGCCCUUUCGGAUGAUUGUUCCGAGGGCAGGUCCAACCGGGGUCUUGUACGGCUACGGCAACGCGUCCGCCGAAGCAUUGCGGGAGGCCGCCGGAGUGUACGCUGACCCGUUGCAGCUCCGGACGCUGCAGCCGGACCGGAUCGACAGCAAGCCAAUGCCCACCGAAUGGCAGGCAGGCAAGCGGCUGGGGUUCGAGGUGCGGGUUCGUCCCGUGGUGCGACGCACCGACAAGGCGGAGUGCCGGCCCGGCCGGGAGUGGGAUGCUUUCCAACUUGAGGCGACCCAGCACCCCAAAGGGAGAGAUGCCGCGUGGCCGCGAGGAGGUUUAUACGGAUUGGCUCGCGCGACAGUUGGAGACCCACGGCGGCGCCAGGCUGGAGUCAGCGUCAUUACAAUCGUUCCAACGGACGCGAGCCGUCCGCAAGCAGCACAGCCGGAAGGUUGGGACUGGAAACGGCGCGGAUUCCCCAUGCCGACCGCCACGGCCUGCUCUGGCUUUCGCGGGGGGGCGCUUACGGUGCGGGAUGGGACACUGCGCUUCGAACGACAGGUUGGCCCAGAUGCCGACAGCUCGUUGGAGGCCGGGGAGUACGGCAUACCGUUUCAGAGCCUGUCCAUGAUCCUGCUGGGACCAGGUUCCACCGUGAGCCACGAUGCUCUCCGGCUCAUGGCUAGACACGGUACCGGGCUGGUCGCCGUGGGCGAGGACGGCGUGCGCUGCUACACGGCGCCGCCCCUGAUGCCCGAUACCUCGGACAUCGCCCGGCGCCAGAUGCGGGCCUGGGGCGACCCCACGGGCAGCCGCAUCACCAUCGCCCGCAAGAUGUACGCCCUGCGCCUGGGCGAGGUGCUGCCCCAGACGGACAUCAACGCGCUGCGGGGUGUAGAAGGAGCCCGAAUGAAGCGCACCUACCAGAACCUGUCCCGGCAGUACGGGAUCCAGUGGCGAGGACGGCGGUAUGAUCGGGCCAAUCCCACUGCGGCGGACAUCCCGAACCAGGCCAUCAACCACGCGUCGGUUGCGCUGGGGUUCAUCCACGAACAUAGCGGCGAAGCGUUCGCCCUGGACAUCGCCGACCUGUUUCGCGACACGGUCCUGCUGCCGGCCGCGUUUAGGUCCGCCGCCGAAGUGGCGCAGAAUCCCAGAUUGGAUGUUGAAAGACACACGCGGCGCACGGCGGGGGAAUUGCUGCGAACGGAGCGGGUAAUCCCAAAGAUGAUUGACCGUAUCAAGACGCUGUUUCAGGAUGUGCGACCAAUAGAGGAACUGCCUGAUGGUGAAAAUGCUGGGUACGGCACCCUGAUGGACGGCUGGCCGGACGAGGAAGCUGGAACGGAGGAAGCCUGA
Messenger RNA from Geodia barretti, 1473 nucleotides. The record is from the annotation of a GenBank genome assembly. NCBI's taxonomy places the organism in Eukaryota, Metazoa, Porifera, Demospongiae, Tetractinellida, Geodiidae.